This is a messenger RNA of Nezara viridula (southern green stink bug), 843 nucleotides long. The record is from the annotation of a GenBank genome assembly. NCBI's taxonomy places the organism in Eukaryota, Metazoa, Arthropoda, Insecta, Hemiptera, Pentatomidae.
AUGGAAGCAAAUAGGAAGCUCCAGGCUGGAGCGUCCAGCAUAGACUCGAGUAUUCUUCAGUCACAAAUCGAUACCCUCCAAUGGCAACUCAAACAGGCUGAAUCAAACAGGCAGAUGUAUCGUGCUGUUAUGGAACAAGUAUCUAAGUUUCUAGAAAGAGUACAUAAAGCCCUCGAGAUGUCUCCUGGUAAAAUCCAUCCUAGCAGAGCAAAGUCCAGGUCCCGAUCAGUACACACAGUCGUAAGCCAAAGUCGUGGAUCAUCACCUUCACACGGUUCUUCAGUACACAGGGCAAACAGCAUAUCACAGAUGCAGGACACAUCGUACACCACCUUUAGAGAUCAUGCAUGUAGGCGAGGAAGCAGAAGCAGCCCCGAAGAAGUCUCGCCCGAAAGAUUGUCUCAGGAUGCUUUCCGCCUCCUUCGUACUGUUCAAUCUCUUCUUGCUACAAGAGAGCCAGACCUUGCUAGGGUUACUGAAUCUAAUUCUACUUCGCAAAUGGGUAGUUGCACUUCACUAGCCCAAGGCUCAUGCAAGGACGAGGAAAAAGCAACCACUCCACAGCCUUCAGUCGGCUCCACAGAGGAUGAGAGUGGUUUUUCCUCAAUGAGCUCAUUCCACGAGGCUGGCCCGAGUAACACCAGCACAACUGAAGGGUCUCACCACGAGCUGGGCUUACCGUUGGUCGAGCCACAUCGACACCGCCGUUGGAGCUCCACUCCCGCCGACACAGGAUUCCGCGAGCCACUCAGGGUCCUCUGGGAGAGGGAAGGAAGUGCCGUUGCCAAACUGUGCCUACAAAAAGACAAAGAAUUCAAAACCAAACCGAAGUUUUUAUUCUGA